Messenger RNA from Stegostoma tigrinum, 5274 nucleotides. It is a transcript of the gene zbtb48, whose product is annotated as zinc finger and BTB domain containing 48. The record is from RefSeq and is a predicted model, not a curated record. Gene Ontology annotation, cellular component: nucleus. The transcript has 11 exons. Gene Ontology annotation, biological process: regulation of transcription by RNA polymerase II. NCBI's taxonomy places the organism in Eukaryota, Metazoa, Chordata, Chondrichthyes, Orectolobiformes, Stegostomatidae. Gene Ontology annotation, molecular function: protein binding; DNA-binding transcription factor activity, RNA polymerase II-specific; RNA polymerase II cis-regulatory region sequence-specific DNA binding. Bases 278 to 2410 code for a protein of 710 amino acids.
UGAAGUUAAUCUGAAUAAGAUAAAUACAUCCUUUUUAGUGUUAAUCAACGAACCCCACUGCUUGCAAUCUCUGCUGCUUUGGGAAGAUUUAUUCAGCAUCUGGAGAGAAAUCGGGCUUUAGCCCCACGUCAGAAGGGCCUAUGUGUAACUGAAUGCAUGGUACCAAAAUGCUUUAAUGAAAUAUAUUGCAGCAGUGACUGAAUCUUAAAAGUAGGAAGCACAACAGGAAGUUGGUACAUGACAAACACCCACAACAGCAACGUGGCGAUAAUCAGAUAUGGAAGACCAUUUUUCUACACAUAGCAAGAGAAUACUUCAUGCAUUGAAUAAACAACGGGAAGAUGGUAAAUUUUGUGAUGUUACACUGGACCUAGGUGGCCAUUACUUAAACGCGCACCGUAGUAUCCUGGCAUGUUGCAGUAAUUUCUUCCACAAUAUCUAUGGAGCUGGCACAUCUGCUGAAAUCAAUCUUCCUGAUAGUUGCACUGGUGUCUUGGGCCUUCUGUUUGACUUUAUAUACACAGGUGAGCUUCAGUUGACCCAAACAAAUGUCUCGGAAGUGCUCUGUGCAGCGGAACUCCUUUCAAUUCCUGAUGCUAUUCAGGCUUGUCACCAUUAUCAGCAGAAAUAUGUUGAAAAUGAGAGAAGGAAUGAAGAAACCUCAUGCAGCCAAGCAACCACUGAAGAUAGAUCUGUGAAGGUACCAUUAGAAGCUACAAAACAGAGUGGAAAUGUUGGAGUUCCUGCUAAACAAAUCACAGUCACACAAAUAAGACAUUUUGACAGGAAGAGCAACAGAUGCAAUGAUAAACGAACACUCAACUUGCUUACUGAGAAGCAGAAAGAUAAAAUAAGAACCUUUGCUAUUAAGAAAAGGUCUAGAGAAUCUUUGAUCUCCCAUGAAAACCAAAACUGUAAUCAGGCAAAGGGCAAGGGAGGUGGCUUACGAGACAAUGAUGAGGAGAACAAUCAUGAGAGCACCAACGGGAACAGCAACGCUGCAAUGGACGUGGACCUGGUUAAAGUCGAAGAGGAUGACAAGGAUGAAGAUAUGAAUGAUAGAGGAGAACUAGACCAUGACUACAUUCCAGCCAGGCACAUUUGUAAGAAACAGAGAAAAGACCCCAUGCAAGGACUGGACAGACAGAAACUCAAAGCCUCAGAACUAGCAAACAGAAGGAGUGAACCUGCGGAGUGUCCAACUUGUCAUAAGAAGUUUCUCAGCAAGUAUUACCUCAAAGUUCACAACAGGAAACAUACAGGAGAGAAACCAUUUAAAUGCACCAAGUGUGGAAAGUGUUACUUCAGGAAAGAAAACUUACUUAAACAUGAGGCUAGGAACUGCGUGACCAGGACAGGCGUGACUUACACUUGUCAUGAGUGUAACAAGACAUUUAAAGGGCGGAUGGAGUUAAGGAACCAUCUGGUAUCUCACACGGGUGAAAUGCCCUUCAAGUGCCCCUCAUGUACUCAGCAGUUCAUGCAGAAAAAAGACCUGCAGAUUCACAUGAUCAAAUCUCAUGGAGCUCCCAAACCAUAUCCGUGCCCCACUUGCUCCAAAUGUUUCCUCACCCGCAGUGACCUACAUGUGCAUGAAUUGUCCAGGCACCAGAGGGAGAAGCUGUUUGUGUGUGAGGAAUGUGGUCAUAGAGCUUCCACUCGUCAUGGCCUGCAGUUGCAUAUAAAAUCCAAGCACAGGAAUGAGCGGCCAUACAUUUGUGAAUUCUGCAACCGUGGAUUUACACAGAAGGGGAACCUGAACGUCCAUCGACGGACACAUACGGGCGAGAAGCCCUUCCAAUGCCAUUUAUGUGGGAAAACCUUCAGGAUUCAAGCGAGCUUGGACAAACACAACAGGACUCACACAGGUGAACGGCCAUUCAGCUGUCAGGUCUGUAGCCAGACCUUUACAGAGAGGGGUCCUCUCCAUCGUCACAUGGCCAGCAAACAUCAGGAAGGGCGGCCACAUUACUGCAAUAUCUGUGGCAAAACUUUUAAAGCCAUUGAUCAGUUGCGUGUACAUGUGGGGAGGCACAAAGGGGUGAGGAAGUUUGAGUGCAGUGAAUGUGGCUAUAAAUUCACUCGACAGGCUCACCUGAGGCGACACAUGGAGAUUCAUGGGCGGGUAGAAAAUUACAACCCCCGCCAGCGAAGGUUACGCAACCUGAUCAUCACAGAUGAGAAAGAGGAAAGUGCAGAGAGUGACACAAACACAGCAACACGGACAGCCAGCCUACCAGACCAGGUCCUAUCCACCACAGCCACAAAGACUACUCAGUGCACUGAAACCCCAGAACUCUUAUCUCAUAGGUUCACAGGCAUUGGGAGUUAUCACCUGCAAGAGAAUGUGGAGCUGUCCAUUGGUAUGACAGACAUGUACGUUGAAGAGGUCACCAUAGUCAAGAUAUAAAAGAACCUAUUGCCUGAAAAUGGGGUCAGAACCUCAAACAAAUAAUUGACUCUUGCUUUGUAAAAUAUAUAAAAUAAAGUGGAGUUUCUAAGUAGUCACUGAUCAACACAACCUUCCCUGUAUAUUUUGUCCACUCAGCCCCUCCCCCGAAUUGGCUAUGUAACCCCAACUUGCAAUGUAUAGUGAGGAGGGAGUACUGCCUUUUCCCAAGUACCAUUUAUCAGGUGAAACAUUAACACAGACGCUCAGAGAUUUUGAAGAUACGUUGUAAUAUGGAUAAUGAUGGGAUAAUGUAGGGGGAGGGGCUUAGAUUAGUUCACAGGUCGGCACAACAUCGAGGGCCGAAAGGCCUGUUCUGCGCUGUAUUGUUCUAUGUAAUUAUUCAAAAAUGAGCAGUGGUGGCUUUUCUGGGCCUAGCCCACAUUCCCUGUUUAACCAGAAUUUCAACAAGCACAGAACUGCUCAUCUAGCAAAUCGUGAAAUAUUGCUGUGUGAAAAGACAAAUUGGAAUUUUUAAAAAAGUGCCUUUCAUGUCUUCAGGACAUUGCAAAGCACUUCAAAUUAAGUCACUGUCAUAGGGAAGCAAUCAUCCAGUGCGCACAACAAGAUCCCAAAAACUGCAAUGUGUUAAUGACCUGGUUUUUAAAAUUUCUUUAAUGGGGUGUGGAUAUCACAGGUAAGGCCAGCAUUUGUUACCCAUCAAUAAUUACUUUAAAGAAGGUGGUGGUGUACGGCCUUUUGAACCAUUGUGGUCCAUCUAAUAAUGCAAGUACACUUAAAGCACUUGUUUCAAAGAGAAUGCCAGGAUUUUAAUAUCCACAGUAAACAAGGAGCUACAUUGUUCCAAGUCAGGAUAAUUGCAGGUGUGGUAUUCCCAUGUACCUGCUGCCCUUGUCCUUCUUGGUGGUCAAGAUCAUGGGUUUGCAAAGUGCUGUUGGAGGAAGCUUGGGGAGUUGCUACAGUGCAACCUGUUCAUGGCACAUGCCAUUAUAAAUGUGUAUUAGCAGCAGAGGGAAUGAAUGGGGUGCUAAUCAAGGGGCUGAUUUUUCCUGGAUGGUGUCAAACUUUUGAGUGUUGUUGAAGUCACAUCCAUACAGGCAAAUGGAUACUAUUUCAUCACUCUCUUCAGUGGAUUCUCUCUCUCUCUCUCUCGUUGGAGAGAGUCACGGCCUAGUGCUUGCAUGAUGCAAAUGCUAUUGCCAUUUUGGCGUAGAUCAGGAAGAUUGUUAUACCAGCCAUAUCUCACUCCAGACACUGUCCAGGAAGAACAUUUCCAAAUUUUCUGGGUAGCUUGUACUUUACAGAUGCAACCCACAAUCUGCAAAGAGUCAGGUGUAUUGAACCUAACUGGAAUAAUAUGAUUCCAAAGUUUGACAUACAAUUUAGUUGUAGAGCUGUACAGCAUGGAAAUAGACCCUUUGGUCCAACACAACAUGCCAACCAGAUGUCCUAAAUUAAUCUAAUCCCAUUUUCCAGCAUUUGGCCCAUAUACUUGUAAAACCUUAUUUAUCAGAUCAAGCUCAAGUAUAGUGUAGAUCUUGCUGCCUCUGGGUGUGAACUGCUUCAUUAUUGAACAGCUGCAAAUGAUAUUGGACAGUGUGCAAUUAUCUUUGAACAUUUCCAAUUCUGCACCUUAUGAUGGAAGGAAGGACACUUGAGAAUGAAGCUGAAGAUAUUUGGGUCUAGAACAGUACCUGUAAAAGAACUAUGUAGGCUCUUGUGAUAGAGUGAUAAUGACCCUACCUCUGAUGCCUAAGGCCUGGGUUCAAGUCCCAUCUGCUCCAAAGAUGUGUAAUAACAUCUCUGAACAGGGUGACUAGAAAAUAUCUAUGUUAAGGAACUCCUGCAGUGAUGUCCUUGGAUCAAGAUUAAUCUCAAAACAAUCACUACUACCUUCCUUGUGUUGGACAACGUCAUCAACCAGUGGAGAAAAUUAGCCCUUUCUCCUUAUCCCCAUGCAGUGUCAACAUUGGAAAAGUACUCCAUAAAAGGCAGGCAAACCUGUUCUUUCUUGGUCUGGCCUACACGUUGACCCGUUUGCCUUUACGUGGCCUAACAAGUUACUAGGUUCAAAAGUAAUUAGGGAUAGGUGAGGAAUUCUUAUGUGGGCAUUGUUUUCUUUCAUUGGGCUUGCCAGCAAACUUAACUGCAGGGUGACACCUCAAGAUUCAGCCAGAUAACAACCAUACUGACAUUGUGGGUGUCACUGCCAUCUACUGAUCACGUACUCAACCUGCAAAACAAUAAUACAGAAAGAUAGCAUUAGAACAUGAAAUCCUGGAUAUCUGGUAGUAUCUAUGGAGAGAUGAGAAUUAACUUCUGAUUGAUUACAAUAAAAAAAAUUGGAAUAGAGCUUUAAAGAUGAAUAUUGCUGGCUUUUGAAUUAAACACUAAAGACAAAAGCAAAAUUACUGCAUAUUGUGGAAAACCAAAAAAAAAACCAGCAGAAGAAAUCCUAGAUACAUGCAUACAUACAGGUGUAUUCAUUCAGCAUUUUUAUUCAAGAAUAUAGUAUCUCUUAAUGCAGCUGAAUACUCAAAUGGUAAAGCAAUAGACAAACAACGAAAAAGAGGCUGGAUUGAGAUAUAGAAGUAAUGGCAAAUUUGUCUGGCAAAGUUAUUGACAGAAAUUAUAGGGUGUUCGAAAAAAAGUUUGUAGAUCCCUGCAGGAAGUUAUUAUUCUGACCAGAAGUUUACUGUCCACGUGGAAAAAAAAACACAACUUUCUCCAUUUCCCCUCCAUUCCACAGGUCACAAGCAACCUCCUAGAGCCUCAAUCAAAGUUUCACCUUCAUUGGAAGGAGAGCGUGCCAUCGGACAUCAAUGCAGCCCAAGCCUGUUUCCAGCAUCUAAAUAAGUGACAGA